Messenger RNA from Penicillium salamii, 2142 nucleotides. The record is from the annotation of a GenBank genome assembly. Lineage: Eukaryota; Fungi; Ascomycota; Eurotiomycetes; Eurotiales; Aspergillaceae.
AUGAUUCACUCGGCAACAGCAACGCGUACGCUUCGAGUCACUCACUCCCUUUUGCAAAGCGUCGCCGUCGGAGCUGGAGGCUUUGUUCGUGUUUGCGCUGGUUCCAUUGUUCAAGUCCCAAAGGACAUUUGCAUCCCCGUACCUACACAUGUGAUCCCUUCUCAACUCGUGAUUGCAGGCGCUCAGCUUAUCGCUGACCGUCUUUUGUCUCUCACCUCCCGAGGAAGCACGCUGAUAAUCAACGAGGCCGAUCUCAUCGUUCAGACGGCGAUUCGCACGAAAGCCUCCACCAAAAAUAUCCAGGUCGUGUGCGUCACGUCCAGUACCACCAAGAGUCAAAUCAAUCAAUGUGUGUACCUUGACCCCAGCUCGCCAGUUCAUGUUGUUCAAUCUUUGGUGGGAAAUUGCUCCGUGUUUGUGCACUUCUCGCGCGGCGCAGCUUCCGACACUGUACGUGAUCUAAUUGUGGCAAACCUGUCUUCGUCUUGUCUCGAAAUAAGCGAGGAGAUGUUGGUCAGUCAUAAGGUUGAUACGCUGUCAUCUCUAGGCGAUUUGGCCAGCGUACUUGAGGAAUCAUUCUCUGACGAUACUCUUGACCUUCCAUCGGUUGAAGUACUUGACCUAGCUGAUGUUACUUCGCACAAGGCAAUUGGGGAGACCUUGGCUGUGGUAGACUGGGCGAACUCUCAGUCUGCGCUGGCUAUGGUGCAGUCCAUUGACUCCCAGCCAAUCUUCAGAAGCGACCGAUCCUAUCUCUUUGUCGGCAUGGCUGGCGAACUUGGCCAAUCACUGGCCGGGUGGAUGAUCGCUCACGGAGCCCGCUUCAUCGUUCUCACAAGCCGUAGACCUACAGUCAACGCUCGGUUUGUUGACGACAUGUCUACUCGAUACGAAGCGGUUGUCAAAACGCUUCCGUUGGAGAUCACCUCUCCAGAAUCGCUGCAGUCCGUGCUUGCUUCGAUGGCCGCAGCACUUCCGCCCAUCGCUGGUGUUAUAAACGGAGCCAUGGUUUUGGAUGACGAACUCUUUGCGAACAUGUCAUUCGAACAGUUUUCCCGGGUGACGAAACCCAAGGUUCUGGGAACGCAACUUCUUGAUGAAGCUUUCCAUAAAACCGAUCUCGAGUUUUUUAUCGUCGCCUCCAGUAUCUCGUCGGUCAUCGGGUGGAGUGGACAAAGUAACUACUCGGCCGCCAAUGAGUUCAUGACCUCACUCGUAAACAAACGACGCAAGCGCGGUGUGGCAGGAUCGACAAUGAACAUUCCUGCGGUUCUUGGCGUGGGAUAUGCUGCACACUCUGAAACAUUCGAUUUCGAUUACUUCCAAUCACUCGGUUACAUCAAUAUCAGUGAACAUGACCUGCAGGUUCUCUUUGCAGAAACCAUUCUCACUGGACGACCUGGCCAGGCAGAUGAUUCUCCUUCCCAGGUUGUGAUGGGCAUCGACCACGUCCCUAAGGAUUUGCAAGUCACUGAUGCUCAUCGCCGUGAUGUGAAAUUCAGUAUUUUCGUUCUCAACAAAGAUACCGAUUCCGAGGUCCAAGCACAUGAAGCAGCUGUUCGCGUGCGUGUUCAGUUGCAGUCAGUCAAGACCGCUGAUGAAGCCUAUUCAGUCACUCGGGAUGCGUUCAUUGGUUAUCUCAAGCGUAUUCUUCGCAGGGCAGUGGACGAAAUAAUUGAGGAUUCAAUGACAUUAGUCGAGCAGGGAGUUGAUUCCCUGGUUGCUGUUGACAUCCGAGCUUGGUUCCUGAAAGAGCUGGAGGCUGAUGUCCCGACCCUCAAGGUCAUGAGCGGUGGAUCUAUCUCCGAGCUGGUGAAAACAGGCCUUGCAAAGAUGUCAAGUCUGGAAGACAGUGUCCCCUCAGAGCCUGUGAUGCCUUCUGAGAACAACGCGCAACUUCCACGAAUAAUUCCUCGGGAAGAAGGCUCACGGCCCACUCCCGAAACCCAUACUCGGUCUUCGUCGCCUCAAACUGGAAGCUCACUUUUCACGCCAGCGCAAGAUUCAUUGUCCACGCUUUCUGACGAAGGUACCGCGCAAACCCCACCUCCCUCGGGAGACUACUUUCCCACAAUCCCCGUUGCUUCGAAAAUCCCAGAAUGGAAAGGCCCUGAGGCGGACGUGGAGAUUGUGAAUGCUUAG